AUGCCUGCCUUCGAAGUUUCUUCAAAAAUCCUGCUAAACCUUCCCAUUAUGCCUUCCAAACCUCUCAAAAAAACUCCUAAGGUUUAUGUUACAAGUUUAGUACAAAGAACCAGAUUGCAAGAAUACCAGCCCUUCACUAACCCCAUCCUCAGCUGUCUUGAACUCAAUUUUAUGAAGCUUGAAAAUUGUUUGCAGAAUUGUAUGCUGUCUCGAAAAUUAGGGGCUUUGCGCUUUAGUAAGUGA
Lachancea thermotolerans CBS 6340 is the source of this 243-nucleotide messenger RNA. Its product is annotated as KLTH0G19734p. Bases 1 to 243 code for a protein of 80 amino acids. The transcript has a single exon. The record is from RefSeq and is a predicted model, not a curated record. NCBI's taxonomy places the organism in Eukaryota, Fungi, Ascomycota, Saccharomycetes, Saccharomycetales, Saccharomycetaceae.